This is a messenger RNA of Bactrocera oleae (olive fruit fly), 1872 nucleotides long. The record is from RefSeq and is a predicted model, not a curated record. NCBI's taxonomy places the organism in Eukaryota, Metazoa, Arthropoda, Insecta, Diptera, Tephritidae.
GCAUUGCCUACAGAACGACCCCACCUGACAACGACAAGUGUAAAAGCAACUAUAAGCACACAAAAAACAUCAGCUUCUAAACCACUCCUCAAACCGACAACAAAAGCAAAUGUAACGAGAAACCAUUCCGAAAAAGAUUUGCAAAUAACGACGCCAAAAAUUAGGAAAACAACAAAAUAUUCAGCAACUCUAACAACUCCAACAUUUUCUAUUGAUGUCCCAAGUGAAACACCUUCAACGCAACCUAAGAGUAAUGGAAAUAAGGGUCAAGAAGUGAGGAAGAUCCAUAAUAAACUGGCCGUGUCGCAAACUACCUUAUCUACUCCAAAUGUGGCAUCACAAACUACUAUUUUCAAAACAAAUUUAAGUUCGACUCCUAACUAUGCUAGUGUGUCUAAUGUUAGUGUGCAGAUCUCUAUAAAUUCACAGCCACAGACUGACGUACUGCCUCAAAGUCCACUUUAUUAUGUUAAUAAAACAUUAAAUACCACCGAAACACUUCGUAAUCUAAACUAUCCUGGAAGUAUAACCACAACACUCUCAAAUCGGUACAACAUCAAAAAAACAACACCGCCGUCUACGACCACUAAAGGAACCCCCAAAGCCAUUAAGCUAUGUAUUUUACGCAAUUGUGGUCAUCCACUCUUUUGCAGCGUUUCAUUACCAGGCUCUCUCGAUUUUAAAAGUUCACAUGAUAAUCAAGGACGAUUAUAUCUUAUGGAGGGCUCACAAGUAAUUUUCAACUGUGCCGACGGUUAUGUUUUAGAAGGUGUAAACCGUACAACAUGCACAGCCAAAGGCUGGAGCAAUAAAAACCCAAGUUGCAAUCCACACUGUGACGUAGACUUUAAAUCUAACUGUGCAUCUCCACUCAAAUGUUCACUUGAAGAACCCAACAUUAGAUCAAAAACCGUCAUAAGGAAUAAUUUUGCAGAAACUAAAGUUAAGGAACAUUCUCAACUUAGUUUUGUCUGCGAUGAUGGUUAUCUGCUAGAAGGUCCGAAACUAAGGAAAUGCACAACGAAAGGAUGGUCAAAUGUGAUGCCUAGAUGUGUUAAUCGUUGCGAUGUAUUGGACUUGGGAAUUCCCAAGUCUCCGCUUAUGUGCCAACUAUUUGACUCAAAUACAGGACUUUCACAUUACUAUCAAUAUUCGCAGCGGAAUAGGAUGAUCAAAGAAGGCUCUUAUUUAGAAUAUAGCUGCGAAUAUGGAUAUAAACUGAAUGGAGCGAAUCGUUCAACCUGCACGAAUAAUGGCUGGAAUAGUGACGCACCUACUUGCAAGCAAACUUGUGAUGCUGGUAUAUUGAACGACUGCACUUCUCCGUUAAACUGUGAGAGAUUUGAUUUUGCGAUCAACAACUAUAGGAGAAUCUACAAAGGAAACGUGCAGCAAUUAUCCCAAUUGGAAUAUUUACAUCUUAGUUGUGAUGAUGGCUAUGACUUACAAGGCACACAAUUUUUAACUUGUAAGGGAGGCAAAUGGCAAGGCACUAUGCCUAAAUGCAACGAGCGAAUCUCUAACACUUGUGACAAAAGAAUAUUGGAUAACUGUACUUAUCCACUAAUUUGUAAGAGAUUUGAUCGCGAGUUCAACGAUUUUAGAAAAAUCAACAGUGCCACCCGCCAGAAAUCAGUCAUUCAUAUGGAACGUAUAAAAGUCAGUUGUGAAAAUGGUUAUGUGCUGGAUGGCAGAAAUGUUUUAAGUUGCGCGGCAGGAAAGUGGGAUCACCAUAUGCCCAAAUGUAUUGCAUCUUCCUGUAGAGGUGAUCUCAUACCCAGGUGCAAGCAUCCACUAACUUGCUCGUGGUACGACUCCAAGUCCCAAUCCGAACAGAUUAUAACUGAUAACAAUAUUACAGAGUCNUUGUGA